UCCUAGAUAGGGUCCUACAAUGAAUCUCUAAACGGGAGACGAAGAUCUAAAACAAGCCCUAAAACACCUGCGCAUGGCCACCAGGUGGUGGGAACAUCUGCGCAUGCGCAGAGGCCGUUUUAAGGGCUUAAUUUUGUUCUUCCGUUUCAAGAUUCAUUGGUGUACUACUCGAGCAGCAUAAUUUCGUGUCAUCGUUAUCCCCAUCCUCACGUCUCAUCCGAGGCGGGAGUUAAGUUCUGUUGGACAUCAGGAACGCUGCUUCUGCGCGAGGUUCAAUUUCGAGAGGAGAUCUGAUCGGACCUGCCCCCGACGUUCGUCAUGGAAAUGGAUGAAUCUCAGCUCCUCUCCCUGCCGGACGACGCGUUGCUGGCCGUGCUGGCCUUCCUGCCCUCCAGGGAGCUCUUCAGCCUUCGCGUCUUGUGCCGCCGCCUCAGAGACAUGUGCCUGCACCCCGACCUGUGGCGACGCCGUGCUUUGAGGGACGUAGAGUACUUAGACGGAAACGACUAUGAGCAAGAAGUGGGCCUUCUGCGCGCUGUUCUGAGACUGGUCCCCUGCAUUGGCAGACUUGCUGGUUGUGUAGAAGAUUUUGCAUUUAUGGUGUCCAUGGUACCUACCACUUCGUGUGUAAUAGCUGAGCUGGCGUUUACUAUUUACGAGAAUGAGGCCUUGGCCACAAAGAUUCUGCAUACAGUACACUCUCUCGGGGGCUUGAAAACGCUCGAUGUUUAUCUUAACCUUGACUUAUCGACGGCGUGUACUGAAGUCUUAAAUACCAUCUGCAGUCUUCAGGGUUUACGAGAACUCAAGAUUUGCUUUGGAGACUCAGAAACGCUCCUGCUCGGCCCAUGUCUUGGUUUGGAAGUAGAGCCGUCGCUAACGAAGCUCAGGUACUUCGAAAUGAUAUCCAGCCAACGCUCUGGCGGAGGCUCGGACCCUUUUCUUAUUUCGUUCCUGGAAACACAUGCUGCUACACUGGAAGAAGUGGAUUUACCAGGAUUCAUUGACGAGGUCGUCUGUUCCUUGUUGGGAAAGUUACCAAAGCUGCGUUCUUUAGCCUGCUCACCGGACCCUGUGGCUUUGGACUUCGUGCGACAGUCGUCGCAGCUCCGCUCAGUGUUGUUUUAUACAUCUGAGCUCUCUUCCGCCGCACUGCAGGCUCUCACUGAAUCGCGCUCUGCCAGUCUUCUUGAAGCUGUAGGCGUGUCUAGCUUGGGUUUUGACCCAGAUCUCAUGGCUUUGGCUGGUUGCCUGCCCCGGUUCCCUGUGCUCCGUGAGCUGUCACUUAAAGCUGCUCCCACGGUUGACUUUCUGCGGGCGCUGACACCCACGUCCGCGCCCCGCCUCACCAAGCUGUCUCUUCGUUGUGACAAGAAGUGCUUACAGGCUUGGCUGCAUGACAUCCCCAUCCAGGACCUGCUUCAAAGAAACCCUCGGCUUCACUUGCAAGUAUGGAAGUCCUACGGUUGUAGUGAAGAGUACGCCUGCCGCUCAAGCACCAGGUGUGACUGUAGUUUCUGCGAGAAGGAGAAGAGCCGUGGCCGUCGUUCGUGGUUCUCAUUGCACCGCAGGACGGCUGACUGCCCUCCGGGCUGCUUGCAGGUGGUUCAACUUCCGUGCUCGUCCGCUCUUCCUGCUGAUUCCUCCAACCAGCAAUAAGCCUCAGCAACCACCAUGUUCCGCCGAUAUUGGUUCGACAGAAUUAUGAAAAAUUCACCGGUUUACAUUGAAAAUGCAUUUGGUUCCAUCCAAUCGAGUCGUGCCGUGCAGUUUCACCAGGCAGCGUGAUAUUCUCUAGCGGUCUCUAGACCAACUGCAACUUUUCAAUGUUUAAACAAAAGUUCAAAAUACUCCUAUUUAUUUUUACGCUUUGUAGUUUCUGCUGUAUAUGCUAGGUCUGAACCAUAGAGGCGGUUCAAGUUCAAGGUUUUUCAAUUGUGCUCAAAUGAUGUUCAACCUUACCUGACCUAUCUAGGUGUAACGCCAUUAAAUGCAUGCAUGAACAAUUUUGCAAACUUGUGUAGCGAAGCAUAGGCACGAAAAACUAAGUAAGGGGUGGUUUUAUCGCCCUUAUUUGAGGGAUGAAGGAUACAUCUGUUAAUCUUUAAUCCGAAUGUUAGAAUCAGCAAUAGUAGAAAGAAAAAUUAAAGAAAUAAAGAUUUAAGAAUUAAUUGUGCUCCUUAAUGCGGUAAUAAAGCGUACCUCAAACAACA
Messenger RNA from Thrips palmi, 2213 nucleotides. RefSeq lists its product as uncharacterized. The coding region runs from base 319 to 1659 and encodes 446 amino acids. Gene Ontology annotation, molecular function: protein binding. The transcript has 3 exons. The record is from RefSeq and is a predicted model, not a curated record. NCBI's taxonomy places the organism in Eukaryota, Metazoa, Arthropoda, Insecta, Thysanoptera, Thripidae.